Molecule: messenger RNA, 1214 nt
Organism: Rhododendron vialii
Lineage: Eukaryota; Viridiplantae; Streptophyta; Magnoliopsida; Ericales; Ericaceae
Product: abscisic acid receptor PYL2-like
Exons: 2
Coding region: 185-748 (187 amino acids)
Biological process (GO): abscisic acid-activated signaling pathway
Cellular component (GO): nucleus; cytoplasm
Molecular function (GO): protein phosphatase inhibitor activity; signaling receptor activity; abscisic acid binding
Source: RefSeq, a predicted model, not a curated record
UGUCGCCCAUAUAUCCCUUUUCUUCAACACAAAGAAAGACCCAAAACUUUGUCCUCUAUAUAUCUCCCACCUCCUCCUACUCUUCUUCUUCUUCUUCUUCUUCUUCCAUUCUUGAAACAAAUUAACCGUUAGAAGCCCAAAAAACCAUUCUAAAAUAACCCACUCUCCCUCUCUUCCACUCCCCAUGGACCUUAACCAAAUCCCCCAUGGCCUAACCCCGGAGGAAUUCACAUCUCUCGAGCCCCUCAUUCGAACCUAUCACACAUUCGAGAGGAGUCCAAACACAUACACCUCCCUCAUAACCCAACGCAUCGACGCCCCGGCGCACGUCGUCUGGCCGUUCGUCCGCCGCUUCGACAACCCCCAGAGGUACAAGCACUUCAUCAAGAGUUGCACCAUGAAGUCCGGCGACGGAGGCGUCGGCAGCGUCAGGGAGGUCACCGUCGUGUCGGGGCUCCCGGCGUCGACGAGCACGGAGAGGCUGGAGAUUCUGGACGACGAGAGGCACAUCCUUAGCUUCAGGGUGGUUGGUGGCGAGCACAGGCUGAACAACUACAAGUCGGUUACUUCCGUCAAUGAGUUUGACAAAGGAGGGAAGGUUUAUACGGUUGUUUUGGAGUCUUAUGUUGUGGAUAUACCGGAGGGGAAUACUGGGGAGGAUACUAAGAUGUUUGUGGAUACUGUCGUGAAGUUGAAUUUGCAGAAGCUUGGGGUGGUGGCUAUGGCAUCUUUGCAUGGACAUGAAUGAGGGUGUUGGAGGUUCAACCGGGGGUGCCGAUCCAGCGGUAAUAUAUAGUUUAGGUGAGGUGGUGGUGUUUCCCACCGGUCCGUUUUCAAUUUUCCGGCCAUAUUUCAAGCACACUUUGAUGAUUGGCUCUGUUCACCUUGAAAUGGAGGGGGACACCUCCCCCUCUCCUAUACCUGAGAUAUACUGUAUAAAAGUUUCUCGUUUUAUUGGUUCGGGGCAGUUGCAGAAGGAGCGUCGGUGUUGGCUAUGUUGUAUUGCAGGUUUUUCUGUUGCUUUGAUUUACUUUAGUUUUGGCUUGCUUUUCUUUGCAGUAGAAUGCAUUUUUUGGUUAAGUUAUGAGGUUUGGAGGUGUUAGGAAAUUUGGUUCGGGCCUUUUUUUACUUUAAUUGGCUCUUGUUAUUUUAGUUGGCGUCUUGCCUUCUCAAUUUUUCAUUUUUUUGGCCUUGGAUGAAGUUUGUUGUUGUGA